GUAUGUGGCACUGUCACACAAAUGAAAACAGUUUUAGUAGCUUCAUAUAAUCAGCAGAAUGGAUGUUUGUUUAAAAAUGAUAGGAACAAAUUACUUAUGAUGUUGAAAAGCCAGGAUUAGCUGGGUGUUGUAGGAUGUGCCUUCAAUUACCGGGUUAGAGGGUGGUGGCAGGCGUAAGACCAGCCUGGCCUACAAAUCGAUUUCCAGCCAGGCACGCCACAGUGAUGCGGUGAAAGCCUGUCUUAAACAAACAAAACCCGCAGAAGUACUCCCUCUCUGCCCCCUGCUUGCAACUUCAGAUGUGAGUUCUCAGUUGUUCGUGCCGACAUGUCUUUAUUCCACCACCAUGGACUCAUAACUCUCUGAAGCCAAAAGCCAAAUGAUAAGUUCCCUUAGUCAUGGUGUUUUAUCACAGCAAUUGGAAAGUAACUAGGACGCCCUCCCAAGUCUGAAAACCAGGCUCGGUAAUUUUGAAUACAGACUUAAUGAAAGUAAAUUUUCAGUUAGAAUUCCACUGUAGCUCCCACUUUUAUUACCAUGCCACCAAAGCACAUUUAUAACAACCUGAAAAUGUUUUGGAGACUGCCUCCACUGUCCAUUAGUUAAAACAAAUUCUUUAACCAAAGCACACUUAAAAUGUGGUUAGCUGACUCUGGCCUCUGACCUCUGGCCCCUGUGAAUAGAUGGUAACAGAUCUUUCGGCUCUGAUCACAUUUAGGACCUUGAGAUGACAGGAUCAUCCUGGCUGAUGUGGAGGUGCCUGGUAUAGACACCGAGGUCCACAGAGCGAGGCUAAAGAUCAGAGGAAAGAGCGGCCCCUCCACAGAAGCAGAGGCCGUGAGUCUUAGGAAGAUGUACGGCUGUUAAAGCUGGAAAGUACAGGAAACCGAGUCUCCCCAAAGCCUCUACGUCUUCAUUUUACCCCUAAAAUCAUCUUGGAUUCUGAUCUCCAGACAUUCAAUAGGAUAAAUUUGUUUUAUAGGUAAGUCAGGAGGAUCGUGCUCACUUGUUACAGCAGCAAGAGGAAAGUCAGGGAAAUGGACGGCAGCUACUUCUGCUCUCAAUAGUCAUGAUUUCAAGUUGCUUUUAUGAGCAAAGCUUGUCCUCCCUAGCAACAGUUGUUGAGUAAGUUGACAACUUAAUGCUGGACACUGGGAGGGAGAAACUGCUUAUCUCUUCCCAAAUCCAGUGUUUACAUCUUGUAUGGCAGAGGCUCCGGAUAUCAUUGCUUAGACAUAUUGCCACUGCCUAGUCAUGAAGAUUUGUUUAGUCCUUGCCAGCCUCUAGCAGAACCAUAAAACCCUGGCCCUCUUUCAGCUUUCUUAGACUUGUAGUUUCAAGAGAAAACUACCUUUUUUUUCUGAUCCUGAUUUUAUUUUAACUGUAAGAGGUAAAAAGAAUCAGAAAUUUAACUAUGAUCAGGAAUCACGAUUAUAAUAAUUUUGUUUGCUGUGCUGUUUGCAAUAAAAUAAUCCCACCAGCCCCUUUGAAAGAAACCUUCCAACGGAUCCAUGAAUACAAGCCCUUUAAGACACGCUUUUACACUCACAAAGACAUACUGGAUAUUGGGGCAAGUAUCCUGAACCAAGAAGAGAAGUAUCAAGAGGCUGUGCUCAAGGAAAGCAUUGAAAAAGCAGAAGCUAAAGUGUGGGAGAAGGCUAAAGAACUUCAGGAACAAGCAGUGGACAAGGCACUCCAGGAUGCCCAAGCCAGACACGCGUUUGAAAUUCGGGUACUGGAAGAGCAACAUAAAAGAGACUUAAAGGCUGUAGAAGAAAAAGCCAAGAUACAGAUGUUUCAAAACAUGGAUGAGGAGCUGAAAAGAGAGCACUCCGCCGCAGAACAACGCAUGGUCCAUCGAAUCCAGAGGCUCAUGAUGGAGUGCCACAGGGAGAAGUUAGAGGCAGUGAAGAAAGCCAGGGAAGAAGAAAGAGAGAUUGUCCAGAAAGCUGUCGAGGAACAGAAAAGCAAGAUCAUUGCGGAACUUGUGAGUACUGGCGUGACAGCGACUAAAGAUCAGAAGACAAACUUGGGCCAGCUGAUAAAAGCAAAGGAGCAGGAAAUGAACGCCUACUAUGGCCUGGCUCAGAGACAGAAGCAAGAAGAAGUGCAGGAAGUGCUUCAAGAAGCAGAAAAAACCCACCAGGCCACGCUGGACAACGUGAUGGAUAAACUGGCCAACACCCAGGGGGAACUGAUAUCUGUGGCAAAGCAGCUGGGAAUCAUGACGAACUGGAAAGACUUCCUGGAGGAGGAGUUACAGGAAACCCGGGUAGCGUUUCAGAAGUACAUCAACUACACCUUCCCCAAGCUCUCCCCGGGACAUGCCGACUUUAUCCUGCCGGAAAGAAAGAAAACACCUUCCUGUCUUACGAAGGACAAAGAAAAGAAAACCGGGUAGACAUCAGCUGAAACAUCGCCACGGAGACUGCAUCCCACAGCUGAAUAAAUACACUCAAUACCAUUGAUCGAUAUCUGUUCAGCGUACUAUUUGGCUGUAAGAAUUUUUAAUUAACAUUUCAAGUUGUCGUAAAAAUGACAGAUUUCUGGCUUUUUCUUUUUGCCAUUUUCAAAGUAAUGCAUUUCAUAUGGCACUUUCAAACAUGCUCAAGUCUGGCGGGUCUUUGCUCUCUUCGCUCCCUCUGCUUUUCUGUGCUGUAAACAUUGUCACAGAAAACCACAGUAUUCAAAAAACAUAUGCCAAGGUGUGAGUACCACCUCUACCUACAGAGAGAGGACAAACUAAUUACGAAGUGAAAACCCACUUCUGUACCUGGCUUGAUUCAUUUCUCCACCUGACGUGAAAGCACACACACGUUUGUGCAGUUGGAAAUCAGUGAAGGAGCAUGUUCUUAGGUUGCUUGCGUUUGUGGAGUGUCACCUACAGUAGAGAGAUUACUGUCUGGUUAACAAAAACAUCAAUUUUCAUCAAAUAUAUUGAGAAAAAUUUUAAAAUUUGGGCCCUGCAAGAAAAGUAUCUAUACAAGUUAGGGAUUCAGAGUCCUGUGCCUGGCACAUGCCCUGUGAUGCUCUGGACCACUAAUGCCAACAAUCACUAAAAGUGAAAGAAGACCAGCACCUAUAGGACUUUUCUAAAACCCUAUUCACUAAAAGCUAACGUUUUUUAAAUUUAAGUUUUUAAAUACACGUGGGAACCCCAUUGGCUUAUGUUUGUGCCAGGAUUCAGACUCAGGUGCUUGAGCAUGAAGUUCUCCUAACUGCUGAGCUAUCUCUCCAGCCCCAAGAGGGGU
This is a messenger RNA of Myodes glareolus (Bank vole), 3251 nucleotides long. RefSeq names its product chromosome 16 C6orf163 homolog (gene C16H6orf163). The record is from RefSeq and is a predicted model, not a curated record. NCBI's taxonomy places the organism in Eukaryota, Metazoa, Chordata, Mammalia, Rodentia, Cricetidae.